Messenger RNA from Dictyostelium discoideum AX4, 1224 nucleotides. RefSeq lists its product as hypothetical. The coding region runs from base 1 to 1224 and encodes 407 amino acids. The transcript has 2 exons. Lineage: Eukaryota; Evosea; Eumycetozoa; Dictyosteliales; Dictyosteliaceae. The record is from RefSeq and is a predicted model, not a curated record.
AUGAAUUUUUAUAAAUUAUUAUCAAACAAUUGUGUUAGAUCAUUAACGAAAUCAAUUAAUAAUAAACCAAUAAUAAAUCCAAAAUUUAUUACAAGCAAUACUUUUAUUAAAAGAUCAUAUUUUACAAAAUCACCAAAUAAUUUAUAUUCAAAUAACUAUGAUAAUUAUGAAACUAUAAAUAAACAACAACAACAUCAACAUCAACAUCAACAACUUGAAUUUCCAGAACAAAGAAAUAAUAAUAGUAAUAAUAAAAAAGAAGAAAUUACAGCAGAAUCAUUUGAAUCAAAACCAUUAAUUGUUGAAUUAGAUAGUAAAAACUUUAGUGAAGUUAUAAAAUCAAAAGUACCAAUAAUUUUAAAUGUAUAUGUUAAUCAUGGUACAGUGUCACCUGCAUUAACUGAAGCAUUAAAAGCAUAUGCUCAAGAAUAUCCUGGUUGUUUUUUAUUAGCAAAUUUAGAUGUUGAUAAGAAUUUAGAAAUAGCAAACGCAUUGAAAGUUGAACAAUUACCAACUUUAUUUACAUUAAAUAAAGGUCAAGUGCUUCAACAAUUUGUUGGAUUGCCAGAUCAUGAAACAUUGGAUAAAUUGGUUAAUGGAUUAUUGAAAUUAUCAGGUGGAUUAAUUGGUAAUAAAUCAAUUGAACAAUUACAAACCAUUGCUGAAUUAUUCAUAAAAUCAAAUGAAAUCGAAAAGGCUAUUGAAAUCUAUGAGAAUCUAUUAUCAAAUGAUACAACUCAAUUACUUAGAACUCUACUAGGCUUCAUUCAAUGUUACACAAAUUUGAAUGAACCUGAUCAAGUUGAAAAAUAUUUAUCAAUUAUUAAAGAGAAAUUCCCAAAUGAAUUAGAUCAUAAAAUUAUUCAAUCAUCUAAAAGAAUUUUACAAUUAAAGAAACAAGUCUCUCAAACUGUUGAUAGUCUAUAUAAAACUCAUAAUCUUACUUUAGAACAAAUCGAAGAUAAAUUAAAUAAUGAUCCAACAAAUUUAGAUUUAAAAUAUGAUUUAUCCUUAUUAUAUUAUCAAAUUGGUGAAUAUGAAAAAUCAAUUAAUCAAUUAUUAGAGAUUUUAAAAAUUAAUAAAAAAUUUACACCAAAAAAUGAUGAUCAAUCAAAUACAGAUUCUGCUAAAAAUUUAAUUGUUAAAAUAUUUGAAUCUUUAGAUUCACAAGAUCCAUUAGUUAUAAAAUCAAGAAAACAAUUAAAUAAUAUUUGGUUCUCUUAA